Lactuca virosa is the source of this 426-nucleotide messenger RNA. The record is from the annotation of a GenBank genome assembly. NCBI's taxonomy places the organism in Eukaryota, Viridiplantae, Streptophyta, Magnoliopsida, Asterales, Asteraceae.
AUGGAUGUUACAAAAAUCCUCAACAACAAAAUCAAUUCUCUUCUUCAAAUACAAGCAGAUAAUGGGGGAAGGAAGUUCGUUACUGGAGUAGAGAUGGAGUACUUGUUGAAGUCUCGGGAGAAUUGUUUUAGAAGCUUGGUUGAAAGCCUUGAACAGAAACAGGUCGAAAGGUUGGUUGUUCACUCCAAAAGCUUUGAUUAUGAAAUUCAGAAGCUUUGUGAUGUGGCCAAGGAGCGUCAUGAUAUUUUCAUUGAACAAAUUACGAAGAUGAAAGACUUGGUGGAUCUUAAGGUGGUGGAACUCAAGUCGGAGAUGGCUAAAGAGGUUGAAAAGAUGGAAAAGAAUUACACUUUGUUGCAUAGCAAAGUUGAUGUUGUUGCAACUGCUAUCAAAAAGUUGAUUCUCAGGAGUCAAUUUCUCAAUUGA